Durio zibethinus is the source of this 3425-nucleotide messenger RNA. Its product is annotated as cellulose synthase-like protein D1. The record is from RefSeq and is a predicted model, not a curated record. Lineage: Eukaryota; Viridiplantae; Streptophyta; Magnoliopsida; Malvales; Malvaceae. Gene Ontology annotation, molecular function: cellulose synthase (UDP-forming) activity. Gene Ontology annotation, cellular component: membrane. Gene Ontology annotation, biological process: cellulose biosynthetic process.
AGUAAAAAUCGUCGCACCAUUCACUAAAAAUCGUUGCAUCAUUCACUCAAAAAAAGGAAUUAUAUUAUAAACCAUUCAACUUGUUAACCGAAUUUGUUCCCCCUUUCUUCAAGACAAUCAAACAAACAAUUACAUUAUUUUUCAGUACUCCCAAUUUUGAUUCUGUCAUGAAAAUGAUAAAAAAAAAAACGUGGAUUGUACAUGUUAAAUAAAGCAUGCAUGGUUUAGCUGGUUCAACCAAGCCAAAGCAAUAUCAACAAUGGCAACAUCCAUCCCAAACAAAUCUUCAUCCAACGCUACCCGACCACCUCAGGCAGUAAAAUUUGCCCGCAGGACAUCAAGCGGUCGAGUUAUGAGCUUAUCCAGGGACGAUGACAUAGACAUCUCCGGAGACCUAUCAAACCAAAAUGACUAUAUCAAUUACACAGUUCUUAUGCCACCAACACCUGAUAACCAGCCAGGGUCAGAGCCCUCUUCAGACUCUAAACCUGAGGGGCAACAAGGCACAUAUGGGACAUCUCGGUUCACCUCAGACUCACAACGUAUGAGAAGUCGAGGAGGGGAAGAGGAAGGUGGCGUGAAUGAGCCUGGAAUGGGGGCGAAAUUAGAUAGAAGGAUAUCAGUAAUGAAGUCAGCAGACAAUAAGUCCAUGUUGUUAAGGAGCCAGACGGGGGAUUUUGAUCAUAAUCGUUGGCUGUUUGAGUCAAAAGCAAGGUAUGGGAUUGGAAAUGCGUUUUGGCAAGAGGAUGAUGGGGAUCAAUACGGAACAGAUGGUGGAGUCACAAUGUCGGAUUUCAUGGACAAGCCAUGGAAGCCACUCACUAGGAAGGUUAAGGUUCCGCCUGGAAUCCUUAGCCCUUACAGGUUGUUGAUAGUGAUACGUUUGGUAGCUCUAUUUCUUUUCCUUGCUUGGCGUUGGAGAAACCCAAAUCCUGAUGCAGUGUGGCUCUGGGGAAUUUCCAUUGUUUGUGAGUGUUGGUUUGCCUUUUCUUGGCUGCUAGACAUCCUUCCCAAGCUCAAUCCUAUCAACCGAGCCACUGACCUUGCUGCCCUCCAUGACAAGUUCGAGCAGCCUUCUCCCUCCAACCCAACUGGCCACUCGGACCUUCCUGGCGUCGACGUCUUCGUCUCUACCGCUGACCCUGAGAAGGAACCUCCCCUUGUGACUGCCAACACCAUUUUAUCCAUCCUGUCUGCUAACUAUCCUGUGGAAAAACUCUCUUGCUAUAUUUCAGAUGAUGGUGGUGCCAUACUCACAUUUGAGGCCAUGGCCGAGGCAGUUCGUUUUGCUGAGGUGUGGGUGCCAUUUUGCCGAAAACAUGACAUUGAACCGAGGAAUCCAGACAGCUACUUCAACUUGAAAACUGAUCCAACCAAGAAUAAGAAACGGCCUGAUUUCGUGAAGGAUCGUCGCUGGAUCAAGAGAGAGUACGAUGAGUUCAAGGUAAGGAUCAAUGGUCUCCCUGAGGUAAUACGUAAACGGAGUGAAAUGUACAACUCAAGGGAGGCAACGAAGGAGAAAAGGCUUGCCAAAGAGAAGAAUGGUGGCUCACUGCCACCAGAUUUCAAGGUCGAGAAGGCCACCUGGAUGGCCGAUGGAACGCACUGGCCUGGGACAUGGUUCAAUCCAAUUGCUGACCAUUCCAAGGGAGACCAUGCUGGAAUCUUGCAGGUGAUGAGUAAAGUCCCAGAUUAUGAACUAGUGAUGGGUCACCCGGAUGAGAAAAAGUUAGACUUCACAGGGGUAGACAUCAGGAUACCAAUGUUCUCGUACGUUUCAAGAGAGAAGCGGCCAGGUUUUGACCACAACAAGAAGGCUGGAGCCAUGAAUGGAUUGGUUAGAGCUUCAGCAAUAUUGUCCAAUGGACCAUUUAUCCUGAAUUUGGAUUGUGACCAUUACAUAUAUAAUUCUCUAGCCAUUAAGGAAGGAAUGUGCUUCAUGAUGGAUCGUGGCGGUGACCGUAUUUGUUACAUUCAGUUUCCACAGAGAUUUGAAGGGAUUGAUCCAUCAGACCGAUAUGCAAAUCAUAACACUGUCUUCUUUGAUGGAAGCAUGAGAGCGCUUGAUGGUCUUCAAGGCCCGGUGUAUGUAGGAACUGGGUGCAUGUUCCGACGUUAUGCACUCUAUGGAUUCCACCCACCAAGGGCAAAUGAGUAUUUAGGCAUGUUUGGGCAAAUCAAGGCUCCAGCUCCAAGUGUUCCAAAUAAGCCACAGUCUGAAGAAGAUGAAUCGCAGCUCUUAAAUGUGCAUCCUGACCUGGACCUUCCACGGAAGUUUGGUAAUUCAACCAUGUUCAUAGAAAGCAUAGCCGUGGCUGAGUUCCAAGGACGUCCCCUUGCUGAUCAUGCUUCCGUGAAGAAUGGUCGACCUCCAGGUGCAUUGCUCGCUCCACGCCCACCACUUGAUGCACCUACUGUCGCUGAGGCAGUUGCUGUCAUUUCCUGCUGGUAUGAAGAUAAGACCGAAUGGGGAGAGAAAGUAGGUUGGAUUUAUGGCUCUGUGACAGAGGAUGUGGUGACAGGCUACAGGAUGCACAAUCGUGGAUGGCGGUCUAUAUACUGUGUUACAAAGCGUGAUGCAUUUAGAGGAACUGCGCCAAUCAACCUCACUGACCGCCUUCACCAGGUCCUGAGAUGGGCUACUGGUUCAGUGGAAAUCUUCUUCUCUAGAAACAAUCCUUUGCUUGCAACUCGGCGCCUCAAGUUCCUACAACGCAUUGCAUAUCUUAAUGUUGGCUUCUAUCCAUUCACCUCUAUCUUCUUGGUUGUUUACUGCUUCCUCCCAGCUCUUUCUCUCUUCUCAGGGCAGUUCAUUGUCCAGGGCCUAAAUGUAGCAUUCCUUUUUUACCUACUCAUCAUCACUUUAACACUCACCCUCAUUUCCCUUCUAGAAGUGAAGUGGUCUGGCAUUGGCCUUGAGGAGUGGUGGCGGAAUGAACAAUUCUGGGUCAUUGGUGGCACAAGUGCCCACCUGGUGGCUGUCAUCCAGGGUCUCCUAAAAGUAGUAGCUGGCAUUGAGAUCUCUUUCACGUUAACCUCAAAAUCAGCCGGCGAAGAUGAGGAUGACAUUUAUGCCGAUCUUUAUCUUGUCAAAUGGACCAGCCUCUUCAUAAUGCCACUGACGAUCAUAAUUGUUAACCUCGUGGCAGUAGUGAUUGGGUUCUCAAGAACUAUAUACAGUGUCAUACCACAGUGGAAUAAACUGUUCGGAGGGCUAUUCUUCAGCUUUUGGGUGUUAUGCCACAUGUACCCUUUUGCCAAGGGAUUGAUGGGGAGAAGAGGAAGGGUGCCCACAAUCGUAUAUGUUUGGUCAGGUCUUGUGUCAAUUACUGUAUCUUUGCUUUGGAUAUCAAUCAGUCCUCCAGAUGGAAAUACUAGCAGCUCUGCUGGUGGUGGAAGUGUUCAAGUAUAAGGACUGAAAACUU